AUGAAUUCCUCAGAGAACCCGGACUCUACAGGUCCGGACUCGCCUCCCGCCAAGCAGGCUGCAGAUACUUCAGAGAUUCAAGAAGCCACACCCGGCUCCCCGUCUCAGCACGAUUUCUCGUCGACAAUCGCAUCGCCUUCCGGUCCUUCAGAUGUAGUGGAAGGUGCCAAUACCUCCAAAAAACACCUACUAAUCCCGAUUCCCUCGCGCAGGUCCUCUAAGACGGACAAACAGUCGAUCAAAGGGAAGGGCGACCAGGCAGCUUCGCGGGAGCAUGGUCGGAGAGGCUCAAAGGUCAGCGAUAUCUUGAAGGUACGCAGAGAUCGUAGCCGAGCAAGUAGUCGCCGAUCCCGGCGACAAGAUGUGGUCAAUGCGGAGAAGGGCCAAGGGACGCCGAAUCCGAGUACUCCGGAGAUGAGCGGCCCUAAGCCUCAGAAGAAGAGCUUCUUCUCAUUUCUGAGUUGCUGCUCCCCGCCUCACGACGAUGGAGAUGACGCAACCCUGCCUCCGAAGCCCAGUGACAAGCUGCAAUCUUCUCCGAACCGACUACCCACACCUGACAAGAGUGACGUUCAUACGGGAGAUUCUAGCACUGCAGAGUCUAAAGAUCAUCCAUACUUCGAGAGCGAAAAAGCCAACAUGACUAUGAGCGCAGAUAAGGCCCAGAUCCAAGAAGAUGAGCGUGCUCCCACAACUACACAAAGCGAAGAAACCACCUCAGGGCCUGCUUCAACCCAAGUCCCACCGACAAGCCCAAAAGGAGGCGAAGAUGAUGCCCAGUCUUCCACAAGUGCUGUGACAACAAAUGGAGUUGUACUCGAGUCAGAAUCCAAAAAUGAAACGACGGAAGGACCUGCCGCCACCACCGAUGGAACUUUUGAUAAACCCCCGACGGACGAGGCUGAGGCUUCAUUGCAUGACGAGGAGGUGGACAACUCUACAGCUGUCCUACCACCGCCGCCACCUCCCCCAGUCCCAGAAUUUCCCACAGCCUCCUCCAGAGAGGACCUGCAGGGACUUCUUCCGCCGAUAGUGCCCUCACUGCAGGGUCGCAAAUGUCUUGUACUGGACCUGGAUGAGACGCUCGUUCACAGUAGCUUCAAGGUUCUUGAGCGGGCUGAUUUCACCAUCCCCGUCGAAAUAGAGGGCCAGUAUCAUAAUAUUUAUGUCAUCAAGCGGCCUGGGGUGGACCAGUUCAUGAAGCGAGUUGGUGAGCUUUAUGAGGUGGUAGUAUUCACUGCAUCUGUAUCCAAGUACGGUGACCCGUUGCUAGACCAACUCGAUAUUCAUAAUGUAAUUCAUCAUCGACUUUUCCGGGAGAGUUGCUACAACCACCAGGGGAACUAUGUGAAGGAUCUUUCACAAGUUGGUCGAGACCUACGCGAUACUAUUAUUAUUGACAAUUCCCCCACGUCUUACAUCUUCCAUCCCCAACACGCGAUACCCAUCAGCAGCUGGUUCUCUGACGCACACGACAAUGAGCUGCUUGACCUAAUUCCUGUUCUUGAGGAUCUUGCUGGGGCCCAGGUCCAAGAUGUCAGCAUGGUUCUGGACAUUACCUUGUGA
Messenger RNA from Penicillium taxi, 1566 nucleotides. RefSeq names its product putative general stress response phosphoprotein phosphatase Psr1/2 (gene psrA). The transcript has 4 exons. Gene Ontology annotation, molecular function: phosphoprotein phosphatase activity. Bases 1 to 1566 code for a protein of 521 amino acids. Lineage: Eukaryota; Fungi; Ascomycota; Eurotiomycetes; Eurotiales; Aspergillaceae. Gene Ontology annotation, cellular component: plasma membrane. The record is from RefSeq and is a predicted model, not a curated record.